Messenger RNA from Lactuca virosa, 480 nucleotides. The record is from the annotation of a GenBank genome assembly. Lineage: Eukaryota; Viridiplantae; Streptophyta; Magnoliopsida; Asterales; Asteraceae.
AUGUUAGCAGCAGCUCGAGUACAUGUUGUCAUUGGCACAGGAACUGGCGAAGAAGGUCAUGAGAAGCUUCUUGGUGGUCACAGCACAGACGAUCAUCAAAAGGUCUCCACAAAAAAGGCAGGCAGCUUUGCUGGCGCUUAUGAGGAAGCAGGGGAAACCCACGAGAAGAAACGGGUGAUGGAAAAGAUCAAAGAAAAGCUUCCCGGUGGUCAAAACACGGACGAGCAUCAAAGGGUGUCAACAACAACGGCAGGCGGCAUUGAUAGUGGUUAUGUGGAAGGAGGGGACACCUACGAGAAGAAAGGGGUGACUGAGAAGAUCAAAGAAACGCUUCCCGGUGGUCACAAAACAGACGAGCAUCAAAGGGUGUCCUCAACGACAGGCGGAGUUGGUGGUGGAGGUUAUGGGGAAGGAGGGGAAACGCACGAGAAAAAAGGGGUGAUGGAAAAGAUCAAGGAGAACCUUCCUGGACAUCAUUAG